Messenger RNA from Oreochromis niloticus (Nile tilapia), 3506 nucleotides. RefSeq lists its product as uncharacterized. The record is from RefSeq and is a predicted model, not a curated record. The transcript is spliced from 2 exons. NCBI's taxonomy places the organism in Eukaryota, Metazoa, Chordata, Actinopteri, Cichliformes, Cichlidae. Bases 1933 to 2973 code for a protein of 346 amino acids.
AAGCACUGUUACAACAAAGAAAUAGUCAACCAAACACAAAUUUAUCCACUUUUUGUGUAAAGUUUAUAUAUAUUUAUAUGUUUUACUUUGCUGUUUUCAUUAGCUCAAAGAAAUGUGAAAUCAUAUUGUUUCCUAUGUUUUUGUUGCUUUUGGCAAGCAAAUUAAGUUUACAUGUAACAAAAUGCGCUAUAUAAAUAAAAUGACUUUGGCUUUAAAAGCUCUUCAUAUCGGGGUAGGUCUGUGAGUCAGCAGUUUGAGUUUAUUUUGCAUUUUUGAUUCCUUAUGUUAAUUGACCCCUGUGUAUUGGCUCCGUUUCAUACCAGCGUGUCCCAGCCUUGAUAAGAAAGUAUAGCUGUAUUAGUUAUUUCCUAACAAAACUUCAGGGAUUUUUUGUCUAAAAAGAAAACAGGUUCUUAACAAGCAAGUUUUUGCACAAGAAAAUUAAGCUCAUUCUAGGAAUAUAUAUCUAAUUUUUUCUUAAUAAGAUAUUUCAGCUCAAAUUGAAGUUUAUUUACAGGUUACAGAGUACACUGCAAAAACAGCUCUGCUUGAAAUAAACCAAGUAUUCUUAAAUCAGACAAAAUUGUCUUGUUGUUAGCCAAGCAACUUUUGCUUAUGUGGUGGAUCAUAAUUUGGUGGAUCAUAAUUUUGAUUAGUUUUGGAGUUGUACAUCUCUGUUCCUUACAUUUCAUGUCAUGUCUUUAUUAAUGUUUUAUUUGUUGCUUUGACUGUUUUCGAAUAGAAUAUGCAGUGGGAAUGUAGAGGGAGAUAAGUAGUGAAAGUUUUGCCUGGGUUGAUUGUGCGUCGAUCCAUUGUUAAUGCCUCAGGGCUCCAGUAGGUGGGUUCGCGCGCCUCCUUCACUCUCACUCAGACGAGUGAGAGUGAGAGCUGCGUGUCAGGAGGAGGAGACGGUAGAGCAUGUAAUACUGCGGUGCAAGGGUUAUGAUGUGGAGAGAAAAGUUCUGCAGAAUAGAUUGAGGGAGCGGGGAAUUGGGGAAUUUAAUCUGAAGAGUGUGUUGGAGGGUAGUAGGGCACAGGUGAGGGACUUGGUGGGGUUUUUGAAGGCUAUAGGUGUGUAUGAAAGAGUGUGAGGGUUUUUUUUUUGUUUUUGUUUUUUUGUUUUUUUGUUUUGUUUUGUUGUUUUUUUUGUUUUUUGUUUUUUUUGUUUUGUUUUUUGAUACAGAUUGUAAGCUCACUGUCUGAUCCAUACUCCGGAACAGUAGGAGGCGGUAAUGCUCCUUUUACGUUGGUUGCCAACCGCCGUUAAAAACAAAGAAGAAGAAGAAGAAGAAGAAGAAGAGAAGAGAGCUGCGUGUCUGUGCCGUUCUUUCACCUCUCCUCACCAUUUCCCCUGUUUAAGGUAACUGCCAUGCACAGAACUGUAUAAAUGUGUGUUACUGUUGAUUAUUACGUUGUUAUCAUUGUUCAAGAUGUGAAUUGCGGACUGUUUUUGGCUGAGAAGUUCCAGUUAAACGCUGUUGCCGUGUAUGCUAGUUUUCGCUAGUACUCCGCCAUGUUGUGUGAAUAUUUUUCUGUUACUGUCUGUAUAGGUUUUUGUCCAGUGUUAAAGUUAAUGUUGUCCAAAGUAUUUUUAUAAACUCAAUACAGAUGAGUGAGAGUGAGAGCUGUGUGUCUGUGCCAUUCUUUCACCUCUCCUCACUAUUUCCCCUGUUUAAGGGCACAACAUUUGGAGGCACCGCUGGGAUGAUUGAUUUGAGGACCAUCCCUGACCUGUAAGAGAAAUCCUCUCGUUGAUCAUCCCCCCCAGACGACCCAGGUAUCAGAAAGGAGCAUAGCGAAGCAGCAGAGGCAUUGCUAGACCUACAUUGGUGUCUGUAUCCUGAAGUGAAAAAGUGACCACUAGGGGGCAGUAAAAGCCAACUAAGUCUGAUCAUUUCUCAGCUGACUGCUUGUACUAACUCCUCUGACAACAUGGAGUCUGAAUUAGAAAAGCUAGAGCUGGAGAUUAAAGGAACACUGUAUCAACUGACCUUAGAGCAGCUGAUUAAAUUAUGUGAUGUACUUCAAAUUUCCGGACCAGGAAAAGAGUUUGUGAUUAAUAAAACGCGCAGUCAGCUAGUCUCACAUUUAGUUAAGCACCUUGAACGAACAGAGCUGGAUACCCGAGAGGACGAAGGUAUGUCAGAACUUCUUAAUGUCCAGGACAUUAUAAGUGACAUACAAAUGGAUAAAAAACAAAGUGUGAAUGAAAGACUGGACCCAGCUGUUCAGGACCAGGAAAGUAGCCAGGAGGAGAUAGAGACAUUAAGACUGCUCUUACAACAAAAAGAGGGUGAAAUGCAUGGCUUAAUGAGAAAUAGCAUGAAUCCUGCCUUAAGUCCUCGCACCCCAGUGAGAAACAUUGUUCCAACAGCACCAAACAGUUCCAUGUGGCGGAAAGAUUUUAAGAUAUCAGGCCAAAUAGGAGAGCCGGGGCAAAAAGACAGGCUGACAUUUUCCAGUCUGGCCAGACAAAUUGAAAGCGGGAUCAAUAGAGGCUACCCAGAAUCAGAAAUCACUGAUGCUGUAAUUCGUGCUAUCACGCCAGGCUUGCAGCUAAGGAGUUAUCUUGAAGGAAAAGAAAACCUCACAUCACCUGCUCUUAGGAGAAUCCUCAGGUCUCAUUACCAGGAGAAAGGUGCCACAGAGUUAUACAAACAACUUACCUCUGAGGUUCAGAGUAGUAAAGAGACACCCCAAAAUUUCUUGAUCAGGACAAUGGACUUGAGACAGAAAAUCCUGUUUGCUUCUCAGGAGGUUGAGUCCAGUCUAAAGUAUGAUCCAGCACUAGUCCAGAGCCUUUUCAUGCAUACUGUCCUGACUGGUCUUCAGAAUGACAAUAUUAAAAGUGACCUGCAACCUUACCUCCUGCAAACAAAUACUUCAGAUGAGUUGUUGCUCGAGAAGGUAAAUAUCGCAGUCGCAAAUGAAAAGGAAAGACAGGACAAAAAGAAACACGCCGCUCCAUCAUGAGUAACAGCUGUAAAUACUGUCCAGUCUAAUGAUCCCCCAGUGGGAAAGAGAAGCACAGCCCAAGAGAAACCAGCUCCUCUACCCCCUGAUCUUCUAACAGAAAUAAAGGAAAUGCGUGCUGACAUGGUACUGCUGAAAGACUUGAGGGCUGAAGUUUCCCAAAUCAGAGAAACCAUUCAAAAGACAACCGCAGCACCUCAGCAGCCUUUCCCCAUUAAGGCUGAACAAAACUGCAUGCCAUUUUACCACCAGCACCCUCCUGCAGCAGCACAGGAAUACCACUCAGCACAUGGACCUGGGCAUGUGCAUGGGACAGCACAGUUUCAACAAAGAUUUGCACCACAGCGAUAUUAUCCCUCACCACGUCACCGCCCCAGAUGUUUUGCAUGUGUGCAGGCAGCAGAACGUUUGAGGAUCAUGUUGAGGAUGUCAGGAAAGUGCUGCGCCGACUCAGGGAGUACGGAAUCAAACUCAAACCAAGGAAGUGCGACCUGUUCAGGACAGAAGUGAGGUACCUUGGCAGGAUUGUGUCA